AUGUCGAGGUACCUGAAUGGAGAAGAAGGCGAUGUACAGACGCGCGAGUUCUUUGACCACCGCAAGUCGUUUUCGGUUUCGGCGGACCCCAACAAUACGGUCGAAUCAACGCCGGAAACUGUGGAAGCUCUCCUCACGACCAUCUGUGCCUGGGGAUCCCAGCUUAUUUUGCUCCCGUUCGAGUCACUGGACCUGAGCGUAUUUGAGCCGAUGGGCCACACCAACCUGGUGCAGGCGGCCUGGGACGAUCCCGAGCUCGGCUUCCGCCGCACGGCCCCCCAGGGCCCGCCCGAGUCGAUCUUGCCAGAGCCGGGCACGGUCAAGCGGCAAAAACGACGGCAGGGUGUGGCAUGCGAUACCUGUCGUUUGCGCCGCGUGCGCUGCGACCUGAUGGAGCUGCCACCGGGUGCCACUGCCUGCUCGCGGUGCCGAGUGAAGCAAAUUGUGUGCACAGACCGAUACAUCCAAUGGCGACGCAGUCGGGAUAUGUCCCGAAGCACCAGCACCGCGCGUGCGAUCCCUGACGUGCAGCUUUUGCCGCAUCGUGAAGAAUUUAUGGAGCUGCAUGAUCUCCCGCCAUCCGUCCGGUCGCUUUCGCAGCAGGAGCUCAUCGAUUAUGGCGUGGCGCGCGAAGCUGUGUUUAGCCAUUUUGUGCGGCGUGCGCUCAUUCUUGUGCACAAGUACGACCUGGUCAACAGCUACACGAUGCAGGGCGCCAGCGUGCUGAUGCUAUUGGCAUCGCUGCUGGACUAUGUCCGUCCCAAGAUCGCAUACGAGCUGCAGCGCAUGGCCAGCGCCCAAAUCGUGCGCCUAUUUCUCCGUACCGAGUUUGAUCUCAACUAUGUGCAACCAUCUAUAUCGAUCUAUGACCAGUUUUCACGUUUGUCGGGCAACCGCCUGCCGCAUUCAACUUGGGUGUACGAUGCAGUAUCGAAUGUGUCCUACAUGCGGCGGCCCCAAAUGCCGCGCGACUUUUGUGUGGUUGGAUUCCGCGGAGGCCUCGACGCGACGGUGCACCCGGCGACGUUGAGCGAGUUCGUGGCGGUGUGCGAACAGGCCAAUUCCACGUCGGCCGUGUCCUUGUAUUAUCUCUUGACGAUGGCGAUUGGCGGUGUGGCGCACGACACGUAUGCGUCGUUGAUGACCCUACCUGCGCUCAGUGCUAUUCCGCCUACCUUUGCGUCAAUGGCAGAGAUCCGGUCGGCCUGUGAGCGCCUGUGGGGCGAUCUGCACAAAAUUGAACUGAGCAUGUUUAUUCUCGCGACCAAGAUGCGCGAGACGCAUCAAGUAGCCCUGCCGAUGAACACGCUGCAAUGGGGCUGGCUCCUCCUCACCCUCAGCUUUUUGCUAUACCAGGCGAUCAUGCGGCGGAUCACCGACUGGUUCUCGUCCACGAAGGCGUACCACCAAUGGACCAUGUACUCUGACGAGGAGCAGGUGGAGCCGCUCAUGGACGCCAUCCAUGACUUGCUGCGCGAGUCACAGCUGUCCACCCUCGGCAUUAGUCGCACGAUUGCGCACUAUGCGCGGAACCUCUUGCCCACAGGCCUCCUCUUCCGUGGAUCAUCUAUGACACGCCAGCUGUUCCGUGUGGCGCAAAGCAUCGCGCGCGCGUUGCCGGUCGGUGAAGAGAACUCCGACGCCCCGGUCGACGAGCCCCCAAACAGGACGGCCCCUACGCUCCACUCCCUGUUGAACCCCACUGGGGUGGAGACGCCCCAUGAGACACCUCCGCCUUCUGCGCAGCCACUGCCGUCCGCCUCGUCUCAUGACAUCAACCUGCUCAUAUCUGUCCCUGACUCGCGCUCCCACGAGCCCUUUACGCGACGCAACAAGCGCCGCGAAAUGGACUGGUGCAUCCAGGGCCUCGGGCAGAUUGGGUUCUCGCAGGCCGGCCUCGAGGCGGAGAUUCGUCGCAUCAUUGAACUAGUUCACUUUAUGCGGUAG
Messenger RNA from Malassezia sympodialis ATCC 42132, 1947 nucleotides. Its product is annotated as Zn(II)2Cys6 transcription factor domain-containing protein. Gene Ontology annotation, molecular function: zinc ion binding; DNA-binding transcription factor activity, RNA polymerase II-specific. Gene Ontology annotation, biological process: regulation of DNA-templated transcription. The record is from RefSeq and is a predicted model, not a curated record. NCBI's taxonomy places the organism in Eukaryota, Fungi, Basidiomycota, Malasseziomycetes, Malasseziales, Malasseziaceae.